Messenger RNA from Budorcas taxicolor (takin), 2661 nucleotides. RefSeq names its product cilia and flagella associated protein 58 (gene CFAP58). Bases 1 to 2661 code for a protein of 886 amino acids. The transcript is spliced from 18 exons. Gene Ontology annotation, cellular component: cytoskeleton. NCBI's taxonomy places the organism in Eukaryota, Metazoa, Chordata, Mammalia, Artiodactyla, Bovidae. The record is from RefSeq and is a predicted model, not a curated record.
AUGUCGACUUUCUCUAUGUUGGAAAAGACGGGUUUGUCAGGGCAGAAGGAAAAGAGUGAAAAGCUAGUGCUGGAGGAAACUGCAUAUGAAGAAAUCGAAAGGGAUUUUCAGGAGGUUCUCAGUGAACUUUCAGGGGACAAAAGUUUGGAGAAAUUUAGGGUUGAAUAUGAGAAGCUUCAUGCUGUCAUGAGAAAGUCUUAUGACAAUGAAAAGCGUCUGAUGGCCAAGUGCAGAGAGCUGAACGCAGAGAUCGUGGUUAAUUCCGCGAAGGUCGCCACUGCCCUGAAGCUCUCUCAGGAUGAUCAGACCACCAUCGCAUCCCUGAAGAAGGAAAUUGAAAAGGCCUGGAAGAUGGUGGAUUCAGCCUAUGAUAAAGAGCAGAAGGCAAAGGAGACGAUUCUUGCCCUGAAAGAGGAAAUAGUGAACCUAACCAAACUAGUCGAGCAAGGGUCUGGACUGUCCAUGGACCAAGAUAGCAAUAUCCGGGAUUUGCUGAAGUUCAAAGAAGAAGUGACAAAGGAGCGAGACCAGCUGUUGUCAGAAGUGGUGAAAUUACGAGAGUGCUUAGCUCAGACCGUUGAACAGCAGCAAGAAAUGGAGCGGUCCAGGGAAGAGGCAGAGCAGGCCAUCAGCCAGUUCCAACAAGAAAUCCAGCAACGUCAGAAUGAAGCUUCACGGGAGACCCGGAAGAAAGAAAAACUAGAGAAGGAGCUCAGGCAGAUUCAGACGGACAUGGACAGCAGGCAGACGGAAAUCAAGGCGCUGCAGCAGUAUGUGCAGAAGAGCAAGGAGGAACUUCAGAGGCUGGAGCAGCAGCUGAAAGAGCAGAAGAUACUCAAUGAGAGAGCCGCAAAGGAGCUGGAGCAGUUUCAGAUGAGAAAUGCUAAACUUCAGCAAGAGAAUGAACAGCACAGCUUGGUUUGUGAGCAGCUAUCCCAAGAAAACCAGCAGAAGGCGUUGGAGCUCAAAGCCAAAGAGGAAGAAGUCCAUCAGAUGCGCCUUGACAUUGGGAAGCUCAACAAAAUCAGAGAACAAAUCCAUAAGAAACUGCACCAGAUUGAAGAUCAAAAGGCAGAAGUGGAACAGCACAAGGAAACCCUGAAAAAUCAGAUCUUGGGACUAGAGAGAGAGGUGGAGGCCUCAAAGAAACAAGCAGAACUUGAUAAGAAAGCAAUGGAUGAGCUUCUGAGAGAAAGGGACAUAUUGAAUAAGAAUAUGCUUAAGGCGGUCAGUGCAACCCAGAAACAGAUAGACCUGGUAAAGCUCCACGAACAAGCCAAGAGGAAUCUGGAGGAAGAAAUCCAAAACUACAAAGAUGAAGCUCAGAAGCAGAGAAAGAUCAUUUUUCAACUGGAAAAGGAGCGAGAUCGGUACAUCAAUGAAGCCAGUGACCUCACCCAAAAGGUCCUCAUGAACAUGGAAGACAUAAAAGUCCGUGAAAUGCAGAUUUUUGACUAUAGGAAAAAAAUCGCUGAAUCAGAGACUAAAUUAAAACAGCAACAGAACCUGUAUGAAGCUGUGAGAUCAGAUAGGAAUCUGUAUAGUAAAAAUCUGGUUGAGGCUCAGGAUGAAAUAACGGAAAUGAAGAGAAAAUUAAAGAUUAUGACCCACCAGGUAGAUCAACUGAAAGAAGAAAUCUCAGCUAAGGAGUCGGCACUUGUGAAACUACAUCUGGAGCAGCAGCGCAUAGAAAAGGAGAAGGAAACGCUGAAGGCCGAGCUGCAGAAGCUAAGACAACAAGCCCUGGAGACCAAACACUUCAUUGAAAAGCAGGAAGCCGAGGAGAGAAAACUCCUGCGAAUUAUAGCAGAGGCUGAUGGGGAGAGGCUGAGACAGAAGAAGGAAUUGGACCAGGUCAUCAGCGAGAGAGAUAUCCUUGGGUCGCAGCUAGUUCGGCGCAAUGAUGAGUUGGCUUUGCUCUAUGAGAAGAUCAAGAUCCAGCAGUCUGUGCUGAAUAAAGGCGAGAGCCAGUAUAACCAGAGGUUGGAGGACAUGAGAAUUCUCAAACUUGAGAUCAAGAAGCUUCGCCGGGAGAAAGGGAUUCUUGCCAGGAGUGUGGCCAAUGUCGAUGAACUCAGGCAGGAGCUUUUUCACACACAAAGAGAGUUCCUGAAGGAGAGGACGAGAUGCCGAGCCUUGGAGGAGGAACUGGAGAACCCCAUGAAUGUGCACAGAUGGAGGAAGCUUGAGGCCAGUGACCCCAGUACCUUUGAGCUGAUACAGAAAAUACAUACACUGCAGAAGCGUCUCAUCAGCAAGACGGAAGAGGUGGUUGAAAAAGAGCUGCUCCUCCAGGAAAAGGAGAAACUGUAUGUGGAGCUAAAGCACAUCCUGGCUCGGCAGCCUGGGCCCGAGGCUGCGGAGCAGCUGCAGAUCUAUCGCCACACGCUGCGGGAGAAGACCAAGCAGCUUAAAGUUUUGUCUUCAGAAUUGAAUAUGUAUGAAUCACAGAGCCAAGAAUACAAGUACGAGAUUGAAAAACUUACCAAUGAACUGCUGAAUUUAAAGAAGAAAUACCUUGCUCAGAAACGUAAAGAAUACAUUCAGAAAAACAAGGACAGAAUAAGCAUGGAGGACACCUUCUCAAUGGCCAAACCAAGUGGCCCUCGUUUUACUGGGGGUGGAUUUCCCCUCAGCAAGUCAUCCAAGGCGAAGUCAUAA